AUGAGUUGUAAAUGGACUGCAAGAAUUUUUUACCAUAAUUAUCCUAAUGAUCCUUAUAUAUAUGCUCAAUACACUUCUGGAGGAAAAAAUUUUUGUUCAAAAUAUAAGAUAAUAACACUCGGACAUUACCCACAGAAUAUUAAAUAUACACAAAAAAAUAACCAUAAUGCUGUUCAAUAUCCGAUACCAGAUGGAUAUAAUGUGAAAACGGAAAUUGCAGAUCAAAUGCUAUGUUGUGAAACAAAGUAUACUUUGGCAAAUAAGGUUUUAUACACUAUUACAUGGAAAGAAAGACGAGCAGAAUGGAUGGUAUCUAGUGAGCGAUCUGCUAGUGGGGCUGUAAAUGAGUUCCUAAAGAAAACUAAUCGUAAAAAAUCUCAAAUUUCUGGAGUACAUGUCUUUGGAUUUGAUAUUAAAAUAUUGCAUCAAUUACGAAUUGAACAACCUAGAGAACUAUCAACUGAUAAAAUUACUAUUGAUAAAAGAAAAAGACCACUUAAUGAAAUACAAUCAUUGUCACAGCAAAACAAACGAUAUGCAUCAUUUGGAAGAGAUGCUUACAAGAAAGUUAAAAACCUUAUCUUAAAACAUCGAAUGGUCUCAGAAUCUGAGGAGCCAAUUUGUAUACGUAGUAUGGAAUUAGAAAAUGGGAAUAAUAUCAUUAAUAUAAAAUAUAAUUCAUUAUUGGAUCUUACAAGGUUAGAUGCAUAUGUACGUGUAUGUGAUGAGACCUUAUUAAGUCGUGAUGGGUAUCGAAGGCUUGCAACUAUAGAAGCACGAUUGAUACGGGAGUAUCAAGUUGCACAUAGGCGAAUUGAGAUCACUAAAUUAAUAAAUAACCAAAUAAACAUUGGAACAUUUAAUCUUGAUAAAGGACUUGAUCAGCAAUCUAUACUUGAUGAUAAUGAUGAACCUCAAGGUAAUCCUGAUGGAAUUAUAGUUGAUGAACAAGAAGUUGGAAAUGGUGUUUAUCGAUCAGUCCGAACCCUUCUUCAAACACUUAUUCCUAUUUGGAAUAAAUCAGUUCCACCAAUUCUACAAUCAGGAGAUACAAUAAAUUUAAAACUCAGUGGUGAUGGAAGAAAUGUGGGUCAUAAACAGAAUCAUGUGAUGCUAACUUUCUGUCUGUUAAAUGAAAAAGAUGAAGUGUUAAAGCCAGACUAUCAAUAUUGUGAUUGGAAGUUUAUGUAUAACGUAAUGGGAUUAAAUGCACCAAACUCAAAAUAUUUUUGUUUAUAUUGUGAAUGUGAAUCUAAUAUUCGCUGGGACAUGAAUUUAAAGUGGCCAAUUAAUAAAAAUACGCAAUCUAAGAAAAAACCCGAAUUAUUUCCUGUUAUCAAACAGAAAAAUUACAUUCCUGACGAACUACAUUUAUUAUUACGUAUCUCAGAUGUAUUGAUGGAAUGUUUUUUUAAUAACUUAUUUAAAAAAAAGGAAUUUGAACGGGUAAUUAAAAGUCAAAUCGAACAAACUAUGAAAUCUAUUCAAGUACAUUUUGAAUUUUUUAAGUCACAGGGUGGAAAAUGGGAUUGGACUUCGUUGAUGGGACCUAAUAAGAAAAAAGUUCUACAACAUUUUCCAGUCACUAAUUUUAUCUCAGGAAGACGUGGUGAAGAUAUUCAAAAACUUUGGCGUGAUUUUUACGAUCUAUAUAUGUUUAUAAGACGAACAGAUCUUAAGAAUUCCGAGAUUGAUGAUUUUGAAAUUAAAGUAAAAGAAUGGAUUUAUUUGUUUUGUAGGCCAAAUCAAGGUCAGAUAAAUUCAUCAUCACAAGUACCAGGUUUAUACAGAAAGGAAGAUGUCACACCGUAUAUGCAUAUCUUUUCGCAGCACAUUCCUGAAUUUUUGCGAAUCCUUAAAGAAAAGAAUUUGUCAUUGCAGUUUUUUUUUGCUUCAAGUAUUGAAAAAAAAAAUCAUAACCAGGUUCGGUUAUUUUUUGGUGGCACUACUAUGGGUGGCGGGAUUAAAGGAAAAUCUGUAGUACAAGAUAUAAUGGAAUUUGAAAAUCGUCAGCUAUUUUAUUUGCUUAAUAAUACUUCGCAAGAAAUCCAGAUACGAAAUAUUAAUGCAGAAGAUAAAGAAAACAACAAUUAA
Rhizophagus irregularis DAOM 181602=DAOM 197198 is the source of this 2094-nucleotide messenger RNA. NCBI's taxonomy places the organism in Eukaryota, Fungi, Glomeromycota, Glomeromycetes, Glomerales, Glomeraceae. The record is from RefSeq and is a predicted model, not a curated record.